Molecule: messenger RNA, 982 nt
Organism: Ciona intestinalis (vase tunicate)
Lineage: Eukaryota; Metazoa; Chordata; Ascidiacea; Phlebobranchia; Cionidae
Product: adenylate kinase 2, mitochondrial
Biological process (GO): ADP biosynthetic process
Molecular function (GO): AMP kinase activity; ATP binding
Source: RefSeq, a predicted model, not a curated record
AUGGUUUCUUUGCCACGUGCAUGGCUGCAUGGACGCCGCUUUCAAUUUGAUUUCUACUUUUACGCUUUCUAAAAAGUCAAAACAGGUUAAAUAGAAAAUAAGAAAUGGCCCCGAAGGAUGCAGUGGGUGUUGAUAAUAGAAAAGGAGUGCGUGCCAUCUUACUUGGACCCCCAGGAGCAGGUAAAGGCACUCAGGCUCCGAAGCUUGCUGAAGAAUUCUGUGCCUGCCAUCUUUCUACUGGUGACAUGCUGCGUGCUUUAGUAGCUGGGGGUUCCAAACUUGGACAAAAAGUGAAAGAUAUUAUGAACAGAGGGGCAUUGGUGAGUGACGACAUAGUUGUGGAGAUGAUUAACCAGAACCUGGACAAGCCAGAAUGUUCAAAAGGUUUCUUACUAGAUGGAUUUCCACGCACAGUAGUACAAGCUGAAAAGCUUGAUGAGUUACUUGAAAAGCGAAAUUCCGAACUAGAUUCUGUGAUUGAGUUUGGGAUUGAUGAUUCACUUUUAGUUAGUAGGAUUUGUGGAAGGCUACUUCACAAACCCAGCGGUAGAACGUACCACACUGAAUUCAACCCACCGAAAAAGUCGAUGACCGAUGAUAUCACUGGUGAGCCUUUGAUACGCCGAGCGGACGACAAUGAAAGUGCGCUGAAAACCCGACUCGCAGGUUACCACAAGAUGACUGUGCCACUGGUGGAUUACUAUGCGAAAAAGCAACUGCAUACCAGAGUCGACGCCUCUCAAUCACCGGAUGUUGUAUUCAAAAGCAUACGCGCUACCUUCCUGAAAUGCCUGUGAUCUGUAAGAAGCUGUGCAAUUGCUCCAUCUAUGAAGGCGGAAAUGGGUAUCUGUCUUUCCACUAUAUCGUGCGCUUUAUACCAAAUUACGUAAUAAAAUUUUGUUUUGUUUUAAAAUAUUCAACUGUGCUUUUCGCUUGAUGUUUAACUGAUUCAUCGGUGGUAAUACAAUAUCUAUGCAUAAUA